Molecule: messenger RNA, 1464 nt
Organism: Trematomus bernacchii (emerald rockcod)
Lineage: Eukaryota; Metazoa; Chordata; Actinopteri; Perciformes; Nototheniidae
Gene: brix1
Product: brix domain containing 2
Exons: 10
Coding region: 51-1076 (341 amino acids)
Biological process (GO): rRNA processing; ribosomal large subunit assembly
Cellular component (GO): nucleolus
Molecular function (GO): rRNA binding
Source: RefSeq, a predicted model, not a curated record
UGUGUUGUUGGAGUCCGAUUCUGCGCGAGAUCUGUGUCGGCGUAAAAAACAUGUCGGCGUUCAAGAGAAAACGUGGAGGACAGGCUCCUGGAAAUAAAAAAGCAAAGAAAGCAAAAUUUGUAGCAGAUACAAGUGAAGCACCGAAAGAAAAUGAACAGGAGAAGACACAUGAAAUUACAGUUCCAGCACCGGUUUCACAGGGCAAAUGGAAAAACAAGGAAAGGGUUCUCAUUUUCUCUUCAAGAGGCAUCAACUACAGAACAAGACACAUGAUGCAGGACCUGAGGACCAUGAUGCCUCAUUCAAAAUCAGAUACAAAGAUGGACAGAAAGGACAAGCUGUUUGUUGUUAAUGAGGUGUGUGAGAUCAAAAACUGCAACAAAUGCAUCUUCUUUGAGGCCAAGAAGAAGCAGGACCUCUACAUGUGGAUUGCAAACAGCCCUCAUGGACCUUCUGCAAAGUUUCUGGUUCAAAACAUUCACACACUGGCUGAACUCAAGAUGACAGGAAACUGCCUCAAAGGAUCCAGGCCGCUGCUGUCCUUCGAUCCUAAAUUUGACUCGGAGCCUCACUUUGCUGUACUGAAGGAGCUCUUCACCCAGACCUUUUCCACCCCACGGUACCACCCUAAGAGUCAGCCCUUUGUGGACCACGUCUUUACAUUCACCAUUAAUGACGACAGGAUAUGGUUCAGAAACUACCAGAUCAUGGAGGAGGACGCCGCUCUUGUGGAGAUCGGCCCUCGCUUUGUUCUCAACCUCAUCAAGGUCUUCCAGGGGAGCUUUGGAGGACCUACGCUCUUUGAAAACCCCAACUUCACAUCUCCUAACAUGCACCGGAGACAGAUCCGACUAGCCGCGGCAGCCAGAGUGCGUGAGAAGCAGAUGGUGAAGGAGUUGCAGAAACUGAAGCGAGCUGGAACAAAGGAGGACGUGACUAUAGAUGUUACAGCUGACGUCUUCCUGACACCGGCUGAUGAGACGCCUGUUCUCAUUCAAACAGAAGCGCCUGAGCCCAAAGUAGUGAAGAAAAGCAAACACAAAGCUUUCAAAAGGCAAAGGAUGGCACGCAAAUAACUGGAUGGACUCGAAUACGCUGAGUGAAUGGCUUACUGCUAUUGCAGUUAGGCUUAAAGUCCAAUAUGAGUUUUUUGUUAGCAUACAAGAAGAUUUUAUGUACAACUUUUCAUUUAAUUAUCAGUGGCAGUAUUUGAGGAUACUGGCCUGCACAUGUUUUGUUUAAUAUCUGUUGGCAUAUUUUAUAUUAUACUCCCUCACUCGGAAAUAUUGUGUAAACUGUAGCUGGCCAUUUGAGUCUCAGCUUUAACUAUACUGCAAACAAUGUUUCCAUGCCUUUUUGAUAAAAGUAAAUAUUCCAUCAGUGUAAAAAAAAAAAAACAGUUUAUUGAUUUUGAGUGACUAAAGUUGUUUUCUAUGUCAUGAAAAUUAAACAAUUUAAACCUAC